Fundulus heteroclitus (mummichog) is the source of this 1409-nucleotide messenger RNA. RefSeq names its product Yip1 domain family, member 4 (gene yipf4). Gene Ontology annotation, biological process: endoplasmic reticulum to Golgi vesicle-mediated transport; vesicle fusion with Golgi apparatus. The coding region runs from base 177 to 890 and encodes 237 amino acids. The transcript has 6 exons. Lineage: Eukaryota; Metazoa; Chordata; Actinopteri; Cyprinodontiformes; Fundulidae. Gene Ontology annotation, cellular component: trans-Golgi network; membrane. The record is from RefSeq and is a predicted model, not a curated record.
CAUUUCCAGCUUCCUUCGCACUUCCGGCUUAUUUCCCCCAGUGAGCCAGAAAGAAAACAAAAUGCGUUAGUUAAAGUUCACAGAUGAGCUGCGGUUAGUGACAGCUUGGUUGCCGUGAGCCCGUGGAUUUCACCCAGCGCUGGAUUAAAUGUGUUUGUCCUGGACAGAAAGCUAACAUGCAGUUCUCUCCCACCAACGGAGAUUUCACGUUCGUCUCCUCUUCAGAAGCGGAAGACCUCAGUGGAACCAUCAGCACGCCUGAUGUUAAAGUGAAGAUGGCCAGCGACAGCGGCAGGGAUCCAUACGCCACCACCUUCCUGAGGCAACGGGGCUAUGGCUGGCUGCUGGAGGUGGAAGAAGAUGACAAUGAAGAGAGCAAACCUCUUCUGGAGGAACUGGACAUUGACCUGAAGGACAUCUACUACAAGAUUCGAUGUGUGCUGAUGCCCAUGCCCUCACUGGGUUAUAACCGGCAAGUAGUCCGAGACAACCCGGAUUUCUGGGGCCCUCUGGCCGUGGUGCUCCUUUUCUCCAUGAUCUCAAUCUACGGACAGUUUAGGGUCGUAUCUUGGAUCAUCACCAUCUGGAUAUUUGGAUCACUUACCAUCUUCCUGCUUGCUCGUGUUCUUGGUGGCGAGGUUUCUUAUGGCCAAGUUCUUGGAGUGAUUGGAUACUCCCUUCUUCCUCUCAUUGUCAUAACCCCUCUGCUUUUAGUGAUUGGGGGGUUUGAAGUGGUGUCCACAUUAGUCAAACUUUUUGGCGUGUUCUGGGCUGCGUACAGUGCUGCUUCGCUACUCGUCGGAGAUGAAUUUAAAACAAAGAAGCCCCUUCUCAUAUAUCCCAUUUUCCUAUUGUAUAUCUACUUCCUGUCACUGUAUACUGGUGUGUGACUGGAUGAGUUGGAACUGCAGACCUGGCCAUGGACGGCACCUCUGGGUCAUGGGGGGAAACAUCACAACUAAACUUGGAGCUCUUUUUUAAGGUGUUUUUUUUUUUUUUUUUACCCUACAACUCUAAGGAGAGAGGAUUUGGGAAAUAUAUUCAUUGUAAAUAGUUUUUUCCCCUUCAUUGUUCAAUAAAAUUAAAUCUAUUUGCAGCUUGUACCUUGUUCUGGAGGUCUCUCCAUCAGUGCACUACUGUCCCCAUAUGCCUAGAAUUGGUUGUAUUUUGGGAAUCUAGACAUCAUUUCUAGGAUUAUUGCAACCUCUAAACAUGCUUUACUAAAUAUUUCUGUGUGGUGGAGGAAAAGAUGGGUAAGAGACUGGAAAACUGGAUUCCUCACAGUUAAACUGAUGCAUUAUGGCAAACGUCCAUUGAUACGGUGCCUUGUUGUUUCCUGUCAUCUUCAAAGUACAACAUAACCACUUUAUGAAUAGUUACAGUAAAGGAAGGCGGAGCUUGUGAACUGA